GGGGGGGGCGGAGGCGCCGUAGAAAUGUGUCGGUGACAUUGAAUGGGGAGACUGAGCGCGAGCUAGGCGCGCGCGCGCACACACACGCGCACACACGGCCCCGCUCGCUCCGAGAUCCCCGGCCACGUAAGUAACUAUUAAUACCGCCUCGCAGAGAGAUGCGGGCGUGCUGAGCUCGGGGAUUGGCCUCGGGCACCGUCGGCCGUCCCCUUCAAUUUUAAGUACACAUUCCUCUUACCUCCGGUUGGGGGAAGAACAAAAUAAAAGAAGAAGAAAAGCCGUCAAUUUUCUCCAAAACAAACCCCGCCAGGCAAUUUGGGUUGAGGGUAAGGGGAGACGGAGUGGUUGCAAAUUAUUCCAAGGCGAGAUCCAGUUACCGAACGAGAAAGGAACAGCGCGGGUUGACUGGGCUGGGGGUGCAUCCCCUUCCAGGGCCGGGAGGACCCCCGGAAGCUCGGAGACCAUUGAUCUACCCUUGUCCCUGCCCGCACUUCUCGCUUUAUUCGGAGGACGAUCUGGAGCGCGAGGGAGCGGCGACAGCAUGAGCCGGUGCUGACCUCCGCCCGGCGGGCCAAGCCCUGGGCUUUGCCGUGGUACCUGUGCCCGGACCACAACUCUGUGCCCAGCUUUUGCAAUCUUUUGUUGGCAGCGCUGACCGCUCUAAGUUAAAUGCUCCCUUGCUAUUUUUUUUGUCUGUUUGUUUAAAUUUUGGAGAGCUCUUGCGGUCUUGGAAAAGCCUCAGACGCCAUCUACAGUUAAAACGUAGGUAACUACCCUCUCCGGCACCCCCCCUUCCACGCCCCCCACCCUUUCCACCAAAAAAGGGGGUGCAGCGCGGAUUCUGUCUGCGGUGCGGCGCGAGCCGGUACCCGUGCUUAUUUCCUUUUUCUUUUUGUUUGGUUUCUAACGCGCUGAGACCAAGCAGCGGCCGUGCGCUCCCCGAAGAUUGCACAAACUACAGCCGGGCUCCUCCGCCCCGUCUGCGGUUCGGAAGCCUGCGUGGGGAUCGCUUCGGGAGACCCGGCGCUGCAGCUCCCCACCUUAGCAACCUGGUUACUCGUCUAGAUCCACUCUGGAAGAAGAGAAAGAGAGAGAGAAACUAAAAGUGCGAAGAUUCUGCAAAUCGCUGGCGGCUUUGGGGUAACAAAAGGACCCGAGUUGCUGCCGACCGAGGACCCCCGGGAGCCGGGCUCGGAGCAGACAAGGUGCCCGGCGGCGCCCAUUUGGGGGCUUCUAACUCUUUCUCCACGUAGCCCCCUUCCCGCCCCCUCCCCUCUCGUUCCCUUUUAAAAUCCGUGGCACCGAGGCGCCUGCAGACGCACUCGCCAGCGACUCGUCUCUCCAGCGGGUUUUUUUGUUUGUCGAGUGCGAUCCCCACACUCAUGAACAUACACAGGUCUACCCCCAUCACAAUAGCAAGAUAUGGGAGAUCGCGGAACAAAACCCAGGAUUUCGAAGAGUUGUCGUCUAUAAGGUCCGCUGAACCCAGCCAGAGUUUCAGCCCGAACCUUGGCUCCCCGAGCCCGCCUGAGACUCCGAACUUGUCGCAUUGCGUUUCUUGCAUCGGGAAAUACUUAUUGUUAGAACCUCUGGAGGGAGACCACGUUUUUCGUGCCGUGCAUCUGCACAGUGGAGAGGAGCUGGUGUGCAAGGUGUUUGAUAUCAGCAGCUACCAGGAGUCCCUGGCCCCCUGCUUUUGCCUGUCUGCCCACAGCAACAUCAACCAAAUCACCGAAAUCAUCCUGGGGGAGACGAAAGCUUAUGUGUUCUUUGAGCGCAGCUAUGGGGACAUGCAUUCCUUCGUUCGCACCUGCAAGAAGCUGAAGGAGGAGGAAGCGGCCAGGCUGUUCUACCAGAUCGCCUCAGCGGUGGCCCACUGCCACGACGGGGGGCUGGUGCUGCGCGACCUCAAGCUGCGGAAAUUUAUCUUUAAGGACGAAGAAAGGACUCGGGUCAAGCUGGAAAGCCUGGAAGAUGCCUACAUUCUGCGGGGAGAUGAUGACUCCCUCUCCGACAAGCACGGCUGCCCAGCGUACGUCAGUCCAGAGAUCCUGAACACCAGUGGCAGCUACUCGGGCAGGGCAGCUGAUGUUUGGAGCCUGGGAGUGAUGCUCUACACCAUGUUGGUUGGGCGGUACCCUUUCCAUGACAUUGAGCCCAGCUCCCUCUUCAGCAAGAUCCGGCGUGGCCAGUUCAACAUUCCAGAGACUCUGUCGCCCAAGGCCAAGUGCCUCAUCCGAAGCAUCCUGCGGCGGGAGCCCUCAGAGCGGCUGACCUCGCAGGAAAUUCUGGACCAUCCUUGGUUUUCUACAGAUUUUAGCGUCUCGAAUUCAGGAUAUGGUGCUAAGGAAGUGUCUGAUCAGCUGGUGCCGGAUGUCAACAUGGAAGAGAACUUGGACCCUUUCUUUAACUGAGCUCACGCCCCACAGUGACUUAGCAGGUACCAGGAGCAAGAGAGGGCAGUGGAGAGGACUUCUUCCAGGGAACACGUAUCGCCUGGUUUGGUAGCAAGAAAGACGCUGACACUCACAGGCUUCUUGGUUCAAAGAAGGAAAACCGUCAAGGAGCUGACUGAACAUGUAGCAUGGGGACCAGAGAUGCGGGAUGGGGGCAGCCUCUGGGGUCCUGUCGGAUGGGCGGGAGCCCCCAGGGGCUUCUCUUGCCUAAUGGAGCCCCCCCGGAGACUACCCCUGUCAGUUAGGCUGCUUCCGCCUACCCCACUUUCCAUUUUGUUCCAAAAUAAUUGCAGAUCCUGAUAGAAUCAGAACUCUCUGCCUCAAACAUACAUCUUGGCAUCGCACUGUUAGCAUUUAACGUCUUGUCAUGAUUCAGGGAAGGUACCAUUGGCCAAGGGUUUUUUUUUUUUUUUUUCAUUUUUAAACAAGCCAACCACCUAUCUGAUAAUUCACGGGGUUCGUUUAAAAAAAAUUCGGUGCACACAGACUGACAUGAAACCUGGGUGCUAAAACUAAAAGAAAAUAAAAAUCCAUUUUGUGUCUUUUAAUUGCGUUCUUCAACUCAUUUCUUCUAAAUAAACAUUGAAUAUCCUGA
Messenger RNA from Delphinapterus leucas (beluga whale), 3051 nucleotides. It is a transcript of the gene TRIB2, whose product is annotated as tribbles pseudokinase 2. Gene Ontology annotation, cellular component: nucleus. Lineage: Eukaryota; Metazoa; Chordata; Mammalia; Artiodactyla; Monodontidae. The record is from RefSeq and is a predicted model, not a curated record. Gene Ontology annotation, biological process: regulation of MAP kinase activity; protein phosphorylation; positive regulation of proteasomal ubiquitin-dependent protein catabolic process. Gene Ontology annotation, molecular function: mitogen-activated protein kinase kinase binding; ATP binding; protein kinase activity.